AUGGCCAUAAUGGAAGCCUUGGAAGAAGCCCCCGACCCAUUUUUCGGCCUGAUGGAGCCCAUGCUUCCCAGCCCCAUCGGCAUCCCACAUGUCCGUUACAUCUUAGAAGCUCCAACUCCAGAGAAAACCCCUCUGGGAGCCUCUCCUUCUCCCCAGCGUCGGAGGACAACCGAGCCACAUAUCACCAUCUCGCCGGAUGCCAUCACGCUGAAGGAGGCCGAGCCCAUCAUGUUGCUGACCAUCGAGGGAGAGCAAGACCUGCCUGAAAUCACCGCCCGGGAGAUCGACAUGUUGGUGGAACAAGAGGGCUUUCAAGUGGCGUUGGGCGAAGAGGACGCCUUCCCAUCGCCCCGGAGAAGACGUGCCGAAGAAGAGUCUGCAGAGAAAGCCAGGCAGCAGGAACCCUUUCUGUCUUUGGAGCUGUCACCUCCCACGGGCAUUAAAGAGGUGUCUUCGGCUGCAAAGGACACAGGACUUGCCCUGACAGAGGAGGCCUUGCUUCUGGGAGAAGCCCCUUUGCUGCCUUUGGAGAUGACACCCAUCCCGGAAGGACCAAAGAUGCCUCCGCCGCCCCCAUCGCCCCUUGUCAGCCCCAGGUUGGAGCGUCCAUCCCGAUCGAGUCCCGAGCUUCUCUUGCUGGAAUAUGAACCGUCCCCGACUCGACCCCGUCGCCGGCGAAGGCAGCUCCGCUACAUUGAUGACAUCACUCAGAUUUCCCGGGAAGAUUUCCAGGAGCAGAUUGACAACAUACAGGCCCAAUGCCAGUCCCUGGACAUGGUUCUGCUACCAGCCAAGAGGCAGAAAAUGGCAACAGAUCUUCUAGGAAUGGCAACCUAUGGAUGGAUGCAUCCCACCCUCCAGGGUCUCUGGUCCGAACACGCAAAACUCCAGCGCAUGGAUUAUGCCCGGCAGAGAGCAUUAGAGAAGCAAGCACAAAGAGCGGAGGAGGAAGAAAUAGUGCAGAAGGCUGAGGUGCUCAGCGAGUUGGAGGGUCUUCGGGCAGCAGAAGAGGUGAGCGUGCCCCCCACGGCCUCCUCAGAAAUUUCUCUCGAGACGACCGGAGAAGAACAGCGUCCGAGCCUGGUGAUCUCUGAAGACAGGAUCCCUCUGGAGCCAGAGGAAGCGGCGCUUGCUGUUGUGCCAGAGCUCCCUGAAAUCAGCUUUGAGUUGCCUUUAGAAAAGGACCUGAUCAGCUUGGACUAUGUUCACAGGUUAAUUUCCUCUAAGCUAGAACAGGUUGGAGAGAUCGAGUUUAGCCACCUGGUGCCCCUGACCACUUCCCGGCUUGUGGUCAGCCGCUUCUUCUACAUGUGCCUCGUUCUCUCUGCAACGCAGCAAGUGCGCCUGGAGCAAGCAGAACCGUACGGACCGAUCCUCAUCCGCCCAGGACCCGGCUUCCAUCACCACUAGCAGGGCCCACCUCACGUCUUUAUGGGUGUCACCUGGUUCUGUCGGCCAUGGAACUGAGAAGAUAAGGAAAAGGUCUCCCCAACAACAAAGGCAGUUCUGUUCCCAAUGGUAUGAGUUUUGAGAGAGAAACAUUAGUGCAUCCCAGUUUUUGUAUUGAAAUGGAUUAAAUAAAGGUGUUUUGUUUUAA
Molecule: messenger RNA, 1597 nt
Organism: Anolis sagrei ordinatus
Lineage: Eukaryota; Metazoa; Chordata; Lepidosauria; Squamata; Anolidae
Gene: REC8
Product: REC8 meiotic recombination protein
Biological process (GO): sister chromatid cohesion; replication-born double-strand break repair via sister chromatid exchange
Cellular component (GO): meiotic cohesin complex
Molecular function (GO): protein binding; chromatin binding
Source: RefSeq, a predicted model, not a curated record